Lathyrus sativus (Indian pea) is the source of this 1890-nucleotide messenger RNA. The record is from the annotation of a GenBank genome assembly. Lineage: Eukaryota; Viridiplantae; Streptophyta; Magnoliopsida; Fabales; Fabaceae.
AUGGGAGUUGUGACUCUUGGUGAAUUGAAGCCUAGUGUUUCUGGGAGAAAAAGUUUUCGUCCAAGUUCAAGCAUAAGACAUGCUACUGAGUGGCCAAUUUCUGAUGUUUCUAGUGAUCUUACUAUUCAAGUAGGAGCAUCAACUUUUUCACUUCAUAAGUUUCCUCUUGUAUCUAGAAGUGGAAGAUUUAGGAAACUACUAUUAGAUGCAAAAGAUUCGAAAGUUUCUCGCGUAAGUUUUCCGGCUGUGCCAGGUGGUGUAGAGGCAUUUGAGCUAGCUGCAAAAUUCUGUUAUGGAAUCAAUGUUGAUUUCAAUCUGUCAAAUAUUGCUAUGAUACAUUGCACAUCUCAUUUUCUUGAAAUGACAGAAGAAUUCUCAGAAAAGAAUUUGGUGACGAGAGCCGAAUCGUAUCUAAAGGAGAUAGUACUUCCAAACACAUCAAGUAUUAUAAAUGUUCUUCACCAUUGCGAGAAUCUUGUUCCUUUAUCCGAAGAAAUCAAUCUCGUUAAUAGGCUCAUCAACGCGAUUGCGAAUAAUGCGUGCAAAGAGCAACUUACUUCUGGUUUGUUGAAACUUGAUCACAAUUUUCCUUCUAAAGCAACAUCGAUAAUGGAACCGGAAACACCUCUAGAUUGGUGGGGGAACUCGAUGAAUGUUCUUAGUCUUGAGUUCUUCGAACGAGUUGUAUCUGUUAUGAAGUCGAAGGGACUAAAACAAGACUUGAUCAGCAAGAUUUUGGUAAACUAUGCACAUAAUUCUCUUCAAGGGACUAGUACUGUUAGUUCCCUCGACGUAGAAUCGCAGAAGAAACAAAAGGUUAUUGUCGAAACUAUAGUUCGCUUACUACCAACUCAAUCAAGGAAAAGUUCAGUUCCAAUCGCGUUUCUAUCGUGUUUAUUGAAAACCGCGAUAGCGACAAUGGUGCCAACUUCUUGUAGAAGUGAUCUCGAGAGGCGUAUCGGUCUACAACUCGAUCAGGCAAUUCUCGAAGACAUUCUUAUUCCAACGAACUCGCCUUUGAGUACUCACAACACAAUGUAUGAUAUAGAUUCAAUUUUGAGGAUCUUUUCUACUUUUCUAAACUUGGAUGAAGUGGAUGAUGAAGAUAGUGAUUUCAGAGAUGAAAAUCAAAUGAUGUAUGAGUACGAUUUCGACAGUCCUGGAUCUCCGAAACAAAGUUCGAUUCUAAAAGUAUCCAAAUUGAUGGAUAAUUUUCUUACUGAGGUAGCACUAGACUCAAACCUUUUGCCAUCGAAAUUCAUAGCACUUGCAGAACUACUUCCCGAUCAUGCUCGUGUCACAAGCGAUGGACUCUAUCGAGCCGUUGAUAUCUUCCUUAAGGUUCAUUCAAACAUUAAGGACUCAGAGCGAUACCGUCUAAGCAAAACAAUCGACUGUCAGAAACUAUCUCAAGAAGCAUGCAGCCAUGCAGCACAAAAUGAAAGGCUACCAGUACAAAUAGGCGUACAAGUUCUUUACUAUGAACAAAUAAGGCUACGAAACGCAAUGAACGGAGGACACAAUCAAAUCAUGUUUGGUGGAAAUCAUGGCCAGUUUCCUCAAAGAUCAGGGAGUGGUAUAGGAAGUGGAGCAAUUUCACCAAGAGAUAACUAUGCAUCGGUAAGACGAGAGAAUCGAGAGUUGAAGCUUGAAGUAACAAGAAUGAGAAUGAGGUUGAAUGAUUUGGAGAAAGAUCAUGUUUCUAUGAAACAAGAGCUUGUGAAAACAGGUCCUGCACAGAAAUUUUUCAAAUCAUUUGCUAAAAAACUGAGCAAAUUUAAUGCUUUGUUUCGUAUAAAUAGUAUUCGCGAGAGUGGAACUGGAAGGUCCAGUUCGCAAACUCGGUCGCGGUUUCCAUUUCACAGGCGAAAAUGUCACUCAGUUUCAUGA